Aspergillus tanneri is the source of this 2619-nucleotide messenger RNA. RefSeq lists its product as uncharacterized. Gene Ontology annotation, biological process: transmembrane transport; monoatomic cation transport. Gene Ontology annotation, cellular component: membrane. The record is from RefSeq and is a predicted model, not a curated record. Gene Ontology annotation, molecular function: monoatomic cation transmembrane transporter activity. Lineage: Eukaryota; Fungi; Ascomycota; Eurotiomycetes; Eurotiales; Aspergillaceae. The transcript has 15 exons. The coding region runs from base 1 to 2619 and encodes 872 amino acids.
AUGUUAAAUGACCUGGUUGGGUUCAUUGUAGCCCUGGUGGCUCUAAAGGUGUCAGAGACGACGGAGUCUCCAAGAUCUUUAUCCUUCGGGUGGCAACGAGCCCAGUUGCUUGGCGCUUUCUUCAAUGGAGCACUUCUUUUCGCUCUGGGAAUCAGCGUCUUUUUCCAAUCCAUUGAACGUUUUGUCUCUCUGCAGCGUGUUGACAACCCAAAGCUCAUGCUUAUCAUGGGAUCUAUUGGCCUGGGCCUUAAUAUUGUCAGUGCUGCAUUUAUUCAUGAACAUCACCACCAGCAUCACCACCACCACAGUCACAACCAUAGGGCUCCACCGGGGCUAGAAACCCCUAACAGCGAUAAUGAGUCAAAUUAUUGUGAGCACCAUAGCCAUAAGCACCAGCUGCAAAGCACUCGAGCAAAAACCCAUAGACAUGAUCUCGGAAUGAUGGGUGUUUUGCUCCACGUCAUUGGUGACGCCAUUAAUAAUCUCGGCGUGAUGGCAGCCGCCUCUGUCAUCUGGCAGACACACUAUGAAGGACGAUACUAUGCUGACCCGGCAACCAGCAUGGGGAUCGCUAUCAUGAUCAUCAUAUCUUCUAUUCCGCUGGCGCGAAGAUCCGGUCUUAUAUUGUUGGAAAGUGCACCUACCGAAGUUGAUCCUGCAGAUGUCAAGCAUGAUUUGGAAAAGAUCCCCGGCGUGGUCUCCACGCAUGAGCUCCACAUCUGGCGUCUUAACCAGCAGAAGACUCUGGCGUCUGUCCACAUAGUAGUCUCUGACCCUUCCGUGUCCCAUUUCCUGAAGCUGGCCAAGAUCAUCAACGAGUGUUUUCAUGCGUAUGGGAUACACUCCGCCACGCUCCAGCCCGAGAUAGCACCGCCAAGAGAGAUCAUCAUGGUCGGGAAGGAACCGGAGAAGGCCCAGACCGAGGAGAUGGAGGUGCAGAGAGGAUCGCUGGAGAGAUGCCAGAAUAGACAUCUCCUUGUGGUUCUCGAUUUCAUGAUGUCCGUCGAAGGUUGGAAAUUACAAGCCCAGAAAGCACAAAAUAUCCUCCAAAACUCCAUUCCUACACAAUGGCUUCUCCCCACCGAUCGAUUACCCCCCACCACCCAGAAAAACGUCGAGGAUUUCCCUCGAAAGAGUGGUCUGUUUAAUGAACGAGAGCUCGCCAUCACCAACAUGUCCGCCACAGCCCUUGUGGCAGAGAUGGGAACCGGUCUCUUGAGCGCCGAGGAGGCGGUGGUGGCGUUUUUGAAGCGUGCCGUCUUGGGCCAUCAGUUGCUUAACUUUGCAACAGAGUUCAUGGCAGAAAAGGCGAUUUCGCGCGCCAGGGAGCUGGAUGAAUACUAUAAACGUACAGGGAAACUGGUAGGACCGCUGCACGGUGUCCCGAUUAGCGUGAAGGAACACAUUGGAUUCAAAGAUCGUACUUGCAAUGGCGGCUAUGUGGCAUGGGUGGACAACAUCGCCCAACAAGAUGCGCUGAUUCUGCAGUACCUGGAGAAGGCAGGAGCCGUUUUCCACGUCCGAACAAAUCAACCUCAGUCCUUGAUGCAUUUAGACUGCAGCAACAAUAUCACGGGUACAACCACCAACCCAUUCAACCGCACUCUCACGCCUGGAGGCUCCUCCGGUGGCGAAGGUGCAUCAAUGGGGUUUAAAUGCGCCCCGUUAGGCGUUGGUUCAGACAUCGGAGGCUCGAUUCGUGCCCCGGCUGCCUUUUGCGGCGCAUAUGGAUUCCGGCCCACGAUGCGACGGAUCCCAUGUACUGGGGUCUUAGCCCCAGUACUUGGUCAAGAGUCUAUUCUCGGUGUGGUCGGUCCUCUGGCAAGUCAGAGCAUUGAGGACUUAGAGCUCUUUCUUCGUGUCGUCGCGGACCAGGAACCAUGGGAUGUUGAAACCUCUCUAAUCCCAGCUCCUUGGAAACGAGCCACGUCUACUAGAAAUAUGACAGUGGCUAUUAUGUGGGACGAUGGAUGUGUGCAUCCUCACCCACCGGUAACCCGCGGCCUGAAGCACGCCAAAAAGCUGCUCCAAGCAGCAGGAAUUCGAGUCGUGGAUUGGGAGCCAUAUAAACACGCUCACGGGUGGGAAAUAGUGUCCUCAUUAUACUUCCCCGACGCCGCCGAAAGCCAACGUACCAUCCUCGCUCAAUCAGGGGAACCAAUUCACCCCCUAACUGAAUGGGCCUUCAACCACGGUAGUAGGAAGUCACUCACAAUCGCCGAGAACUGGGCCCUCAAUGCGCAGCGCGAUCAGUAUCGUGACGAAUACCACGCUCUCAUGAAAUCCCGCGACGUGGAUUUCAUCCUCAGUCCCGCGUACGUGGGCGUUGCGUCUGCGCUGGGAGAGGCCCAGUACUGGAAUUACACGGCGAUUUGGAAUAUCCUGGAUCAACCGGCUGCGGUAUUUCCAUCUGGGUUGGUGGUUGAUUCGGCGUUGGAUCAAGUUGAUGGGGAUUAUUCGCCGAAGAAUGAAGUGGACGAGCGUGAAUGGAGGAAAUAUAGCCCGGAGAAGUAUGAAGGAGCGCCCAUUGGGUUGCAGUUAACGGGCAAGCAUUUCAAGGAUGAGGAGACGUUGGCUGCUGCUGGGCUUAUCUCGAGGAUUGUUCAAGGACAGAUCUGA